GCGGUGCCGGCGCCCAGGGCCGGAGCGAGCAGGCCGAGCCGGAGGCGCGAGCAAUGGAAGAGUUAAUAGUUGAACUUCGCCUCUUCCUCGAACUCCUUGACCAUGAGUAUCUCACAUCCACCGUCAGGGAGAAGAAGGCAGUGCUCAGCAACAUCCUGCUGCGGAUACAGUCCUCCAGAGGCUUUGAAGCCAAGGAGCACGCCCCACGGCCGGAGAGCAGCAGCCUGCCAGCACCCCCUCAGCUGCCUCUGCCGGAGAUCCCUCAGCCGUGGCUGCCUCCUGACAGUGGACCUCCGCCCUUGCCCACGGCCUCGCUCCCCGAGGGCUACUACGAGGAAGCGGUGCCACUGAGCCCCGGGAAGGCCCCGGAGUACAUCACAGCCAAUUAUGACUCAGACGCCAUGAGCAGCUCCUAUGAGUCCUACGACGAGGAGGAGGAGGAUGGGAAGGGGAAGAAGACGCGGCACCAGUGGCCGUCGGAGGAGGCUUCCAUGGACCUGGUGAAGGACGCCAAGAUCUGCGCCUUUCUGCUGCGCAAGAAACGGUUCGGCCAGUGGACCAAACUGCUGUGCGUCGUCAAGGACACCAAGCUGCUGUGCUACAAGAGCUCCAAGGACCAGCAGCCGCAGAUGGAGCUGCCGCUGCAAGGCUGCAGCGUCGCCUACAUCCCGAAAGACAGCAAGAAGAAGCAGCACGAGCUGAAGAUCACCCAGCAGGGCACCGACCCCCUGGUGCUCGCCGUGCAGAGCAGGGAGCAGGCCGAGCAGUGGCUCAAGGUGAUCAAGGAAGCCUACAGCGGCUGCGGGGCCCCCUCAGAGCCAGAGUGCGCCCCCCUGCCCGGCGCGCCCGUGCACAAGGUGGAGCUGGAGAAGAAACUGUCCUCGGAGAGACCCAGCUCCGACGGGGAGGGCGUCGUGGAGAAUGGCGUCGCCGCGUGCAACGGGAAGGAGCAAGUGAAGAGGAAGAAGAGCUCCAAGGCGGAGGCCAAGGGAACUGUCUCCAAGGUCACCGGGAAAAAAAUCACCAAGAUCAUUGGGCUGGGGAAGAAGAAGCCAUCCACUGACGAGCAGACCUCCUCGGCCGAGGAGGACGUGCCCACCUGUGGCUACCUGAACGUGCUGUCCAACAGUCGCUGGCGGGAGCGCUGGUGCCGGGUGAAGGACGGCAAGCUGGUGCUCCACAAGGACCGGACGGACCUGAAGACCCAUGUGGUCUCCAUCCCGCUCCGCGGCUGCGAGGUGACCGCCGGCCUGGACUCCAAGCACCCGCUCACCUUCCGGCUGCUCCGCAACGGGCAGGAGGUGGCCGUGCUUGAGGCGGCGUCUUCGGAGGACAUGGGCCGAUGGAUCGGGAUCCUGCUGUCUGAGACGGGCUCGUCCACGGACCCGGGAGCCCUGCACUACGACUACAUAGAUGUGGAGAUGUCGGCAAACGUCAUCCAGACUGCCAAGCAGACCUUCUGCUUCAUGAACAGGCGCGCCGUGUCCGCCAGCCCGUACGUGGGGAGCACCUCCAACGGCUACGCCCACCCCAGCGGGGCCGCGCUGCACUAUGACGACGUCCCCUGCGUCAAUGGCGCGCUCAAGGGCAAAAAGCCUCCCAUGGCAUCCAACGGGGUUCCCGGGAAAGGGAAGCCCCCCAGCAGUCAGCAGAAAAAGGCAGAGUCCGCAGCAGGCGUGAAGCGGACGGCCUCCAAUGCCGACCAGUACAAAUACGGCAAGAACCGGGUGGAGGCGGAUGCCAAGCGGCUACAGACCAAAGAGGAGGAGCUGCUGAAGAGGAAGGAGGCGCUGCGGAACAGGCUGGCACAGCUCCGCAAGGAGCGGAAGGACCUGAGGGCUGCCAUCGAAGUGAACGCCGGCAGGAAGACCCAGGCGGCGCUGGAGGACAAGCUGCGGAGGCUGGAGGAGGAGUGUAAGCAGCGGGAGGCGGAGCGGGUCAGCCUGGAGCUGGAGCUGACCGCCGUCAAGGAGAGCCUCAAGAAGGCCCUGGCCGGCGGCGUCACCCUGGGGCUGGCCAUCGAGCCCAGGUCCGGCACAUCCAGCCCGCAGUCUCCCGGCUUCCGGCACCGGACUCUGGAGAACUCGCCCAUCUCCAGCUGCGACACCAGCGACACCGAGGGCCCGCUGCCCGUCAACAGCGCCGCCGUCCUCAAGAAGAGCCAGCCGGCCGCGGGCAGCUCGCCCUGCCGCGGGCACGUGCUGCAGAAGGCCAAGGAGUGGGAGCUGAAGAAUGGGACCUAGAGGAAGGCCAGGGCCCCCGGCCUCACCCAGGGACUCCGCCCGCCCCUCGUGCCACAGCCGCGCUAUAGCCGCCAGCCGGAUGCAGAGUGCCGAUGGACUGCCGAUGCCAGCGGCUCACGCGCAGCCCCCCUACGGUGCCGCGGCACCCCUGAGAGCGCUUCCUAGUAAGACUGGGGUCCGGCUUCAUCGUCAAAACGCAGAAGCGACCAAGGAGCGACCCGUGUCGCACGAGGCUCCUGCGUCGGAUGGAGAAGUCACAGCCUCGGACCCCUCUGCCACCCGGACUGGCCGCCGGCCUCAGGUCCUCGUCCACCCAGACCUCCAGCCCACACGGCAGUGUCUGCACCCGCUGCCGGCCCCCAGCCCCACGGACGCGGUGCGAGCGUUGUGUUGGUGCGGUGCUUUAUCUGCAGGACCUGAGCUGCCAUUCUUUUUAACCUGUGUAGCUCUCAGCCGCGCGGGCGCCGGCCGUGGGCAGCGCGGAGAUGCCCUGGCCGGCCUUCCCGUCCCCGCCACGUUUGCAUUCUUAUCUCGCGUGUGCCCAUCCCCCUCGGCCCGGGGCCCCAGCCCUCCCCCACCACAGCCUCCAGGCUGAGGCUGAUGUGGAGGCCACAACUCCCUUGGAAAGAAAAAAGCACAGGACUCACAGCCACGGCCUGGGCCAGCUUGAACCCCAGAAGGGCCGUUCGAGAGCGCCCCAGGCCACGUGCCUGCCUGCACCCCUGUGCACACAGACCCAGGCCCCAGGUCUCCCCAGCUCCUCUGCCUGCCCUCCGUGCAAUAGCCCUGGGGCCUCCGGUCGCUGUAGGCACGCGCAAGGCCUGGCCCUGCCUGUGCUCUCCAGAGGGUACUUGCCAGAACUUUCCACGGCUGUGCCUCUGUAGCAAGUGUGGGCUUCCCCCGCCCCCUCAAAAGCAGAGAACCCAGCAGUGCUCCACACAAAGCCAGCCAUUCGCCCACAAUCCCGAUUGCAUAGGAAGAGGUUGCAGGACAGAGGCACCUUCAGGGCCUGCCGGGCAGCCUCCUGUCCAUGCCCACGUCUGUCAGGACCGGCUCAGUUCCUAGCACGGCCUCCAGACCGCUGCUGCCUUUGGUCUUCCGUAGAAGCAGGAGAGCGCCCCGGCCGGCGCCCUUGAAUUCACUGCAAAGCCAUUUGCCACGAAGCCCCUUGGCUCCCAAGGGGUCAGCGGUGUCUGCGGCCCUACCCGCAGGGCACUGCCACCAGCAUUUACUAUGGUCCCCGUACAGAGACGCCAGGCACGGGCCAGGUGGCCCCCAGGCCCGUGUCCUCACCAGCCACGGGAAGAGCUCUUCCCACCCCCCUGUGCUCUGAGACCCCUGUGAGUCGGUGAAACCGUGCAUCCUUUCCACCUUCAGGCCGAAUGGAGCUAACCAGACCCAGGCUCCUAGGCCAUGCCAGUCAGCAAGCUGCUUUGCCAGGAGAGCCGUCCUAGGCUUCCACUGCCCGCCGGCGGUGUGGGUCGAGGCGGCGCAGGUGAGCGCCUGUGGUCUGGGGGUGGGGUGCUAGAGCCGCGUCGGCGUCAGCAGGCCCUGCCGAGCUAGGGUUCGGGCCUGGCUCCCAGGCUCCUGACGCACAUGUGUUGCAUUUAAAAUUCAUCUGCUUAUCCACUCCUGUCACCAGUCAUCUUGAAGGAGCGCAGCGGGCGAGACACAUCCUGAGCCCCGCGGCCCGCAAGGGCUCCCGCGGCCCCGCUCGCGCCUCGUCCCGCGCCUCGUCCCGUGUCCGUGCGUGCAUCCGCCCGCCCGCCCGCACUCCCUUCACAUUUCUAGAUUGGAUCAGAAAGUUUGUUUAGUGCAUUUGCUUCAAAGUAAGUUAUUUAUUUGUAUAUGUUCAAUAGCAGAGUUUUAAUUUAUAUGUGUACAUAUGGAGCGCGCCCAGGGUCCCUGCUGGGUUCUGAUGGUGAUCUCCCUCAGUGGCCCUCCCACUGCGUGCCUGGGCGUGGCCCUGGGCAGCCAGGGCAGAGGGCAGACUAGUGCCACUCUGAACGUCUCCAUGGAAGGACCGCCCCGCACCGCCCUGCGCUGCCCUGCGCCGAGCUGUCACUCCACACCCCUCCUUACUUGGUGCUCGCUCCAGUCACACUUUGGAAGGAUGCCCUUGGCGUUUCUUACGUCUUCUAGGAACUCCCCGCCUGGGCCCAGACUUGGGCUCCCCCUGUCACUCCGCUUCCGUGCACUGCACGGUGACCAAUAUGGGUCAGCUGUGUGGUCCUACAUGUCACAGUGGCCUGUAUAGGCCUACCAUGUGGAAUCUUCCAGAACCCUUUCUCUGGGACCCAUGUGACCCCCCACCCCUUUCAGGGCCGCAGUCUCUCCGGCCUGCUCCCUGCAUGCCCCGGGCUGCCCAGCCCAGAUGUCUGCAACAUCUGUCUCUUGUUUGUCCCCAAGUUACUUUGGGCUGUCUCCAAGUCUCCAAGCCCACUCCAGCAGGCUGGAGAUUGGCUGCCCUUGCCAGGCCUGCGCUCGGGCCGCCACCGCCGGAAUCCGCAUGCAGGACUUUAGGGACAGCUUGGCAUGGGCCAGGCAUGGGCCGUGGGCAAAGCUUCUGGUCACGCUCCCUUUCCAGAGAGCAAACCUGCCACCCCCUCCCUGGGGAGGUGUAGCUUCAGCCCAAGGCCCCCUGCUCCCGGGAGACAGCGGGGCAGCCACAAGACAGCCACCUUCCACCCCUGCCCGGCACCACAGCUACCAUGAAAGGGGCAGGAGAAGCAUCAGUUGUGUGCGGGGGGGCUGCGCUGCAGGGUUGGGGGCACGGUGAGCGGCUGCGUGAGCCGCGCCCUGCCGCCUCCCAGCGCCGCCCGCGGGCGCACACCGCACACUGGUGACGUGAUGAAAGCUCUUGCUUUCCCUUCCUCUUUCCUAAAGUAAAUGUUAGGUGGGAGCAGUGAUUGCAGAUCCGUGAGGCAGCCAUUUUGUUCCCGUUGUUCCUUAAUCCUCUGGGCACCGGGUCCACACUGUGAAAUAAACUGACCAUGAAAGCCUCCCUCACAGCGCCCGAGCCGCGGGCGCCCGGCCCUGCGUGGGGAAGACAGCGAGGCUCUGUGUGGCCAGCAUGGGCCCAGGGCGGGAGGGAGGAGGCCUGCCGCAGCCCCCGGGCAGCCCCUGUGCCCCGUGCUCCCCCUGCCCCCCGUGCCGCCUGCAGGGCCUCCGUCAUUUCAGAAUGGGAUGGUGACACCGCGCUUCCCAGGGACCAAAGGUGUUUUGAAGACGAUAAUCUGGUUAAUUAGCUCUCCACGGAGAAGGGAAACAUUCUGCAUUUGAACACCAGCGUUUCCUUAACAGCCCUUCAGAAUUCAUUGACCAUGGCUAGCUGUUGUAAAAUGUCUUCAUAGUAAGAAUGUAAUUAUUUCCUGAUUGUAUUUAAAAAAAAAACCUAAAGUCAUAUUUAAAAUUCUCUUUGAAAGGAGCUGGCAAAGAAACAGGAGAGAUUUUUUAAUUAUUAUUAUUAUUAUUUUAUUAUUGUUAUUAAAUACGUUGCUAGAGCCCAUUAGGAAAAAACGUGAAUAUGUUUUGAGUGUGUUUCUCACUAUAUUUAAUUCAUAAAGGACAGAGUUUUAUGAAGAGAUCGCCAUGAGAUGCUAAUUUUCAGCCUUGACCCCCGUUUAUAGUCUCGCCUUUACUACUUGAGUUUUCUACAGUUUCACACGUGUAGCCUCUGACUGGCGCCCUGUGGCGUGACCCACCUAUUUGUGUAUUCUUAAUAAAACUACUAUGUGGACCAGG
Messenger RNA from Dipodomys spectabilis (banner-tailed kangaroo rat), 5987 nucleotides. It is a transcript of the gene Afap1, whose product is annotated as actin filament associated protein 1. The transcript has 17 exons. Gene Ontology annotation, cellular component: cytosol. The record is from RefSeq and is a predicted model, not a curated record. Bases 54 to 2243 code for a protein of 729 amino acids. Gene Ontology annotation, molecular function: SH2 domain binding; SH3 domain binding. Lineage: Eukaryota; Metazoa; Chordata; Mammalia; Rodentia; Heteromyidae.